AUGGCGGCGCUCGUCGCUUCCGGCUCUGCUGAACUCCCCGACGGCGUGAUCCUGACUGAGACCCAUGGCGGCCCCCACGGAAACGCGUACUCGGACGUGGGCGUUGUGAAGCCGGGGCAAGUCGUUAAGGCUAUCACGGUUCGCAGUGGCAAGCGCGUGAACGGCGUCGGUCUUACAAUUGAGGGACUUCCGGAACCCGUGUACCAUGGCGGCCAUGGAGGCAGCAAGGACACACGCACUCUGGCCAAGGGCGAGAUCGUCACGAGCAUGGAAGUUCACUGGGACGAGCAGCACAGUCACACUCGCGUCUUCUUCAUCAACUUCACGACCAACUUUAACAACUCAAUCUUCGGAGGCACACCCAUGAUCGACUCGUCCCUUAUCGCAAAGGACACCGCCGACGAUGGCUAUCAGCUUGGUGGCUUCAGCGGAUAUGCUGGCAAGGAGCUCGACUCGGUGGCCGCCCUUUGGACCCGCAUUAACGCUGACGACAAGUAG
Phytophthora sojae is the source of this 498-nucleotide messenger RNA. RefSeq lists its product as hypothetical. The transcript has a single exon. NCBI's taxonomy places the organism in Eukaryota, Oomycota, Peronosporomycetes, Peronosporales, Peronosporaceae. Bases 1 to 498 code for a protein of 165 amino acids. The record is from RefSeq and is a predicted model, not a curated record.